This is a messenger RNA of Blepharisma stoltei, 6593 nucleotides long. Lineage: Eukaryota; Ciliophora; Heterotrichea; Heterotrichida; Blepharismidae. The record is from the annotation of a GenBank genome assembly.
AUGGAAUUACAACUUUGAGGCAAAGAGCCACCAAGACCCCAAUCUUACUAUCCUCUUUCCCGAUCUCGUCCGUCAUUUUUCUCUAGGCUUUUAUUUUCUUGAGUAGGAGAAAUCCUAAAUAUAGGCAAAAAAUCUAAAGUAAGUAUUGAUGAUUGCUAUGAAUUACCUGAAGAUGAAUCUACAGAAAAUGAAAAAUUAACAUUUUUACUUACUACGCCCUUUAUAAAUUGGAAUAAAAUUUUAAUUUUUAAUAGGAAAAUUUAUAGGUAAAAUACUAAAUUUUAUAUAAUAGGUUUUACCUAAUUUAAUUAAAGAAGUGCACUAUUUAAACAAUUUUCACGCUAAUUUGAUUAAUUUUUGAAUUAAUUCUUUAUAAAAGAAAUUAAUAUUUUUGAAAGAGAAAAAUUUAAUAUAAAUGUUUUUCAAUAAAAAAUUAGUCCAUUUAAAUUGGAAUUCAAAUUCUGUUCUAUUUAAAGGGGGACUUAAGCAGGCACAAAUUAUUCAAAGCACUAUUUUUAGCAAAUUUAAAGGUUGUAAUAUCAGCUGUUCUUCUUGGUAAUGUUAUUGCCCUUUUAGAUUUUUCGUCACCUUUUUUCAUGAAAUUGCUCAUGGCCUAUCUAAAUACAAGUGACAAGCCUUUAUCAUGAGGUAUAUAUUUGGCUAUCAUUUUUUCAACAAUAACUAUGUUAAAUCCAAUACUAACCGGAAAAUAUGAAUGAAUAAAGCUGCAAAUAGAAAGACGAGUGAGAACUUCUUUAUCUAAUAUUGUUUACUGCAAAAUUUUAAAAGCCACAAGCAUCCCAAGUGGAUUAGGCGUCAACAUUAUACAAGUUGAUGUCAAAAAAAUAGAUCAGAGCUUUAGAAAUUUCAGUAAUCUCAUUUCCUGUCCAAUUCAAGGAUUUUUUUCUAUUUUUUUAAUUUACAUGCAAGUAGGAGAUGCGGUAUAUGCUGCAAUUGGGGUUCUUACUGUAUGUUUUACAAUGAACUAUUUUAUUAAUAAAAAAGUGAGGAAAUGCAGUGAACAGCUUAUGAAAAUCCGUGACCAGAGAAUAGAUGCAUCUUCACAAAUGCUGACUAAUAUACUUUUAUUAAAAAGCUGAGCAAGAUAUAUUAUAUGCAAAAAAUAGCAUUAAUCGUAUGCAAGAUGCAAAUUUAUUUAUGAAUUUUUAAUUUAAAAAAUAUAUAAAAAUGGUCAAAGCUUAUGUCUGGGAAAAUUUUUUCAAAAAUAAUGUAGAUAAUAUCCGAAAAAAAGAGCUAAAGGAGCUGAGAUUUAUCAUGAUAUUGUCAUCAGUAUGAAUUUUCUUUUUUUGAGCUAUCCCAAGCAUAACAGUGGCUUCAGUGUUUUUAUAUUAUACAUUAGUAAUGAAUAUGCCACUUACUUCAGAAAAAGCAUUUGUCAGUUUAGCGACUGUGACUAUUUUGCAAGAGUCUCUUCAGGAUUUGCCAUGAUUAGCAGCACAGCUUAUGGGCUGUCUUGUAAGUAUAAAAAGAAUCCAGGGAUUCCUUGAUAUUCCUGACCUAGAAAGCCUCCCAUCUUCAGAAUGCAUCGAAAUAAAGAACUGCACAUUUGCUUAUAAAGACAAGGCUGUAUUACAUGAUAUUAAUCUUAAUAUAAAAAACGGAGAAUUUUUGGCUGUUAUUGGGCCAGUUGGAUGUGGAAAAUCCUCACUGUUAGCAAGCAUUAUGGGAGAGCUUAAUAUUCUCAAAGGAAAUAUUUGUGUAACAAGUGAAAUUGCGUAUGCACCUUCUCUAGAUUCUUGGAUACAAAAUGAUACAUUAAGAAAUAACAUUUUAUUUGGAAAGCCAUAUGUUGAAAAGUGAUAUUUAAAAGUCAUUGAAGCUUGCUGCUUAAUUCAGGAUAUAAAUUCCUUGCUAAAUAAAGACUUUACUGAAAUAGGAGAAAGAGGAAUCAAUUUAAGCGGAGGCCAAAAAGCAAGAAUUUGCCUUGCAAGGGCUGUUUAUGCAGAUAAGGAUGUUUAUUUGUUAGAUGAUCCAUUAAGUUCGGUUGAUACUUUUGUGGCUGAGCAUAUAAUGAAUAAGUGUUUUUUGAAGCUUUUGGCAAAAAAGACGAGAGUAUUGGUAACUCAUAGGCUGAAUAUUUUGAAUAAGGUCGAUAAAAUUAUUGUCCUUGAAAAUGGAAAAAUUUCUAAAGAGUCAUCUCCUGAAGCAUUUAAAAUAUCUGAAAAUUUGAUAUUUUGCUAUAGAUUGAUUCGUAAGUUCAAUUAAUAUAUUAAAUUAUUGGCUUUAAAAUAAUGGCAAUUAUUACGAAAGAGAAUAGUAAGUCAGGAACCUCAAAUUGAAGAAAUUUCCAGUUCUCAGCCAAAAUUAAUUCAAGAUGAAGAAAAAGAAACAGGGAAAGUCGAUUGAAAAGUAAUAAUGGAUUAUUUUAAAUUCUCAGGCGGUUUUGCAGCGCUAACUCUCAGUUUGCUAAUGAUGCUGCUCUACACAAUUGCAAAAAUGUCAGGUGAUAUAAUCCUAAAACAAUGAAGUGAUAACCCAGACGAUAUACGCUUCUAUCUCCCCAUAUAUUUAUCCUUAAGAGUGGGUGGAAAUAUUUUUAUAUUUUUUUACUCCCCCCGUGAGCUAACAAAAAAUUUUGUUCGUGAACUUUAUAUAUAAAUUUAUAAUAAAUUUCUUUUCAUAAAAAAUUUCCAAUUUGUAAGAAUUGAGAAGUAAAAAUUAAUUUAAUUUGCAAAUUUAUGUUGAAAAUUUAAGCUGUUUAAAAUUAAACAAAAUUAGCUAGAGAUUUCAUUACAAUAAUUAUCACUUAUAUAUAAAUUUUUUAUAUUAAAAAAUUUGUGUUCGCACACGGAGGGCAGGAUUUUAGGCAAAAAAUAGGGAUUUUCCAAUGGUUUUGGGGAGUUAGAGCUUUUUUUAUUCUUGCAGUCCUUGGUAUCAAUGCAUCUAGAUACAUCCACACAAAAUUAAUCGAAGUCUUCGUCAGAGCUCCUGUAAAUCUUUUUUAUGACGUUACUCCUAUAGGAAGACUCCUUAAUAGGCUUAGUAAAGACUUGAACGCAAUAGACGAAAUGGUCUCAAAAUCGCUUUCUAGCAUAACUAAUAAAGCUUUCCAAAUUUCUUCAAUGGUAAUUAUGGCUGCGAUUUAUUUCCCAGUUAUAUCAAUUGCUUUACCUGUGCUAUUUUAUUUAUCACUAAAAAUCCAAAGGCUGUACUUAGGGGCAUCAAGGGAGCUAACAAGGCUUGAGGCAAUUUCUAUGUCACCUAUUUUGAACCAUUUUACUGAAACUUUGUCAGGACUGAAAAUUAUUAGGACUUUUAAACAGACAGAAAAUUUUCAUAGAAAAAAUUCAAAAUUGGUUGAUAUAUGUGAUAAGACGAUUUUUUAUAUUUUUUAUAUUAUAAUAGGCAUAUUUUACAAUUAAAAAAACGGGAAAAAAUGCACAUUUUUUGGGUAGUCAUUAUUUUAAAAAUAGAUAAUAAUAUUAGGCUACUCUAUUCAAUAGCAGCUUGCAAGUGCUGACUUAUGACAAAUAUGGAGUUAUUGAGUUCUUCAUUGCUUUGCUUGCUAUAUAUAGCUGUUAUUAUCUUCCGAGAUGAUGUUUCUCUUGGUAUGGUAGGGCUUGCUCUUACAUAUGUUGGACCGCUUCCAUUAUAUGUCGCUUACGGUUCAGCGAAUUUAUCCAAAACAUCAGGAAGCUGGCUUUGAGAAAUUUCUGAAAGUCGUUUUAGCAAGAAAACCAUGAAGUCUGUUUUUGGAAAAAAUAGUUAAGUCGAAUAAAAUAAACUUUUAAUAGAAAAUUUUAACCGACUUGCAAUGGUUUCAUUUAAUAGACAUGGAUAAAUGGUAUGAAGUCGGAGAAGCAAAAUACUAGCGUGACUGAGAAAUGAAAAAUAGCAGAGUUGGAGAUAAGAAAUCUACAUAAGUCGCGAUCUUAGGUUAUCGGCAAGUUGGUGCUAAAAUUAACGGAAAUUUUGAUGAACCCUACCAAGUCUUCAAUAUAAAACCAAUACAAGUCGAGUAAUUAAAAUAUGAUCAGAUCAAUUAAUCUAAAUUUAAAAAAAACACCAUUUUCUUAUAUUUUUUCGAUAAUGUAAAAUAUAUAUAAAUUUCAGUGUCGUGAUUAUGAAACCAUUUAUAGUAGAGAAAUUAAAACUGUAGCAGGUAGGCUAUGAGAAAUAUUAGGAAGUCGUUGCGAGUUUUAGUAUCCAAUAAAAUAAGUAUAGUCGAUUAAAAAAAUAAUUAAAUUAAAAUCUUUGAUUGGGGGUCUUAAAAUAAGGCAUAUAAAAUUAAAUAUGAAUCCAAGAUUUACUCACCCUCUUUACGGCAAUUUCGCAGAGAUACUCAGAACUGAAGAUAACGCAAUAAAUUGGUGUCAAGAAGUGAAAAUAAUGCAGCCAAACAUUUGUGAUAUAUGCCAUAAACCAUGCCUCUCUUAUUGAAAUGGAGGAUCUAUGUUUCUACGUUGUACUUUAUGCAAUUUAAGUUUUUCAAUUCGAAGAAGAUCCAUAUUUUCCCAAUCAAGACUCUCAAUAAGCAAGAUGGUUAGGUUAAUUUUCCAUUGCUUCGUCCGAGAAUAGUCCAUGAUAACUAUUGUUGAAGACAGCGAAAUAUCAAAAGAUGCUGUUAUAAAGCUGUUUAAAAAGCUGAGAGCUUUAAUAAGUGAACAUGAGAUUGAAAAUUAUUUUACUGAUAAUCAAGUUGGAAUAGAAGAUGAAGAUGGGCAAGAUCAUCCAACUGUAGAACUUGAUGAAACUCAUAUUAUGACUAUGGAUUAUGAUCCCAAAUGGCUAUUCGGAAUUUUUGACAGAGGAACAGAAGACUAUAGAUUUUACUAUGUAGGCAACGAUAGAACUUGGGAAAAUUUAUCAGGAUAUAUUCUAAAUGCAGUAUCAAACGAUCAAACGAAUGCUACAGAAGUAUUUACAGAUGGCUGAGCAGCUUACAGACAGCUUCCAACAUUAGGAUAUCGCCAUUCAAUUGUUUUUCAUAAUCAAGACUUUGGGAAUUGGAAGGCAAACAACUAAUCAUAUGAAAACGUUUGGAGCAGGCUAAAAGACUAAAGGCUUAUAGAAAUGGUUUUCGCCCAAAAAAUGAAAAAGAUUUGGAUAAUUACUGUAUGCUUUGUUAUUGGCUUCUCAAACUAAAAAAUAUACCAGAAAGAAUAGACUCAUUGAUAUAAAUUUUAAAUAUCUCUAAAUUUUAAUUUAAUUAUUUUUUUUAAUCGACUAUAUUUAUUUUAUUGGAUACUAAAAACUCGCAACGACUUCCUAAUAUUUCUCAUAGCCUACCUGCUACAGUUUUAAUUUCUCUACUAUAAAUGGUUUCAUAAUCACGACACUGAAAUUUAUAUAUAUAUUUUACAUUAUCGAAAAAAUAUAAGAAAAUGGUGUUUUUUUUAAAUUUAGAUUAAUUGAUCUGAUCAUAUUUUAAUUACUCGACUUGUAUUGGUUUUAUAUUGAAGACUUGGUAGGGUUCAUCAAAAUUUUCCGUUAAUUUUAGCACCAACUUGCCGAUAACCUAAGAUCGCGACUUAUGUAGAUUUCUUAUCUCCACUCUGCUAUUUUUCAUUUCUCAGUCACGCUAGUAUUUUGCUUCUCCGACUUCAUACCAUUUAUCCAUGUCUAUUAAAUGAAACCAUUGCAAGUCGGUUAAAAUUUUUCUAUUAAAGUUUAUUUUAUUCGACUUAACUAUUUUUUCCAAAAACAGACUUCAUGGUUUUCUUGCUAAAACGACUUUCAGAAAUUUCUCAAAGCCAGCUUCCUGAUGUUUUGGAUAAAUUUGCUGAGCCGUCGCUUACGUUGUUGUCGAUCUAUCUCUCAACGAAAAUACAAUGAUAUCAGUAGAAAGGGCUAGACAAUAUAUGAGCAUAAUUCAAGAAAAUCCAGAAGAAUUGCCAACUGACAAAAAUUUACAAAACUGGCCUGAGUUGCCAACUAUAGAAUUUAAAGAGGUGAAAAUGAAGUAUAGGCCCAGCACACAAAUGAUACUCAAAGGAGUCAAUUUUUAUAUAGAAGCCGGCAAAAGGAUAGGAAUUGUAGGUAGGACAGGCAGUGGGAAAUCCACAAUUUAUCUUUGCUUAUUAAGAAUAGUUGAGCUUUUUUCUGGCUCAAUUCUAAUAGACGGAGUAAACAUUGCUAAUAUCGGAUUGCACAAGCUCCGAUCAGCUAUUACAUUAGUCCCUCAGGACCCUCUUGUAUUUAAUGGAAAUUUUGAAAAUAAUUUGGAUCCUUGCCACACAAAAAGCCAAAAGCAAAUAAAAAAUACGUUAGAAGAAGUAAACCUGUCAAGAUAUCCUAUUGAUUACCAAAUAAAAGAAAAUGGCUCUAAUUUAUCAGCUGGCGAAAGACAGUUAUUAAGUUUAGGAAGGGCAAUGCUAGCUAAUACAAAAAUUAUUCUUUUCGACGAAGCGACUGCAGGGAUUGAUCAAGACUCUGACAUGAAAAUCCAAGAAUUAAUUAAAAAUAGGUUCGAGAGAUGUACAAUACUGACAAUUGCACAUAGGCUAGGUACUGUUAUGGAAAGCGAUCUUAUCAUAGUUAUGCAAGAUGGAAUUGCUGCAGAAAUCGGGUCUCCCCAAGAGUUGCUGUCCAAAAAUUCUAUUUUCAAGGAUUUAAGUAAUAAAAUAAUUUAA